Molecule: messenger RNA, 6928 nt
Organism: Apis mellifera (honey bee)
Lineage: Eukaryota; Metazoa; Arthropoda; Insecta; Hymenoptera; Apidae
Product: cilia- and flagella-associated protein 61-like
Exons: 21
Coding region: 2428-6219 (1263 amino acids)
Molecular function (GO): oxidoreductase activity
Source: RefSeq, a predicted model, not a curated record
UAGCAUCAAUUUUUCUCAAGAAAUUCGAAUACGAUAUUGUGUAUACAUUAUAAUCGACGAGACUAUUUGAGACUCUAUACUAAUCGAACGUUCUGGUUAGCUUUUAAUCGAGUAAAGACUGACUUUUUUUCUUUAUAGCUCACGUUGAGAUCGAGUAUAUAGUACACAUAUUAUAUUAUACACAAAUCGUUAUCGAAUCAAACGGUUAGAUCGAGACGGAUAAUUUGUCUCGUCGAAGACGAGAAAGAGAGAGAAUAUUUAGAAGGUUUUCGAGACAAAUGAAAUUGCUCUCAACUACACUAAUUUCCACACUCCAUCGAGCGCGUUAAUUAACUUACGAUACCUGAAUAUAGAUAAGAAGGCUAAUGACGUAAUGACACACCACGUAUACUGCGACGUAUUACUAAAACUGGAAUGAGUGAACAUAUUAUUCGGGAAAUUGUGCCGAAACGUUUCUCGCAUUCCCAGCGGAGCGAAAAUUAUUUUUUCUCCAGGGCAAAAAAUCCUUUGCCUUUGAUUCGUAUCGCGUUGAUUCGCGCGUUGCUGGGCAUCGCUCGAAGAAUUGUGGGAAACAUCGGCGGAGUAAAAGUAAAGGAGACUUGCGUCGGUUUCGCAAGUCGGAAAUUCGUACACGCGGUGGUUGGUCUGACGUAAUAAAACUCGUUACGAGUCGUUGCGCGUUCAAUGGUCCAUAUUGCGCGUUAUUUCUCAAACGAAGCGAGUAUCGAUCUCUCGAUGAUUUAGCGUUAUUACGAAUUAUCGCGAGAAUUCGUAAGUGGUGGGAAAUAGGAAGAUCAGCGUGAUAUCAGCCCGGUUGGAAAAAGAAUCCUUGGCCCGAUGCUUCCGCGUUUCUUGCAGUUAUUAAUAAAGGCCCGUCUCUGCGUACACCGCGCUUCUUCGGCGACGGUCUCACGGGUUGCAAUCGGUCGGCGGAUCUCCAGUCGAGCUAAUUAGAAACUUACUUAGAAGAAGAGGUUUCUGUUCCGGCUUAAAUUCCGCUCUUAAAAAGAGGAGAUUGAUAAUCGAUAAAUAAUGAAAAUAACCGAUCCAUCGAUGCAUUGUGCGUGUUCUUUAUCUGCCGUUUCGAGAUUCUUUCAAUUAUUUUUAAUUAGUUUAAACGAAUCCAAUGCAAUCGAGCGUAUUAAAUGUUACGUAAAAAAAGAUAGAAGAAAAAAUCUCAAUUAUAUCAUAGAAAAGAAACUGCAACGAUUAAAAAUGAGCAUAAUAAAAAGUGAUUCGUAAUAAAAUCGACAAAUACGAUGGAAGAACAAGACAAGAAUCGGACGAAAAAUAUGACAAAUAUAUCCUUUAUAUAUUUAAACUUUUAAACUUGGUUACAGACAGCAAGUGAAAAUAUAGGCGAAUUAAAAAGUAGGUCCGCCUCGAGAAGCAGGCCUGGGUGCCAAAAACGCUCACGAGCCAGGUGUGCAUUUUUGAGGCUGCGUGUCGUGAGACACACAGGCCGUUGUUGUCGCAUGACGCGAAUCGUUACGACGCGAGUCCUUGGCGAGGCUUGAUUUACCACCGCGCCGAGAGAAAUCGAUUCUACGCGAUAUCGCCUUUUAAGCCCGAUCUACGGGGAAAAGUUGGGAUUCGCAACGAGAAAUUGUGCUGCGAAGCAAUGGUAUUGUAACGGUCGUGUCGGUUUAUCGUCGAUUGCGUUGCGGGCCGAGCACGUGCCAGCCGCUCUUUGCCAAGUGUGCAACGUAAAUGGCUCUCGCGAUGCGUGCACGUUGCGAGCGGAAAAACAAUUUGAUCGUUGGUUCGAACUGGUUAACUAGGAGGAACUGGUAAUUCUGCUGCUCCAUUCUCGUAUAAUUUUGCAUAUUGUUUCGAUUCUUUUCUUUAUUCAAAUUGCGAUUCAAUUUUUUUCCCUUGUAAAUUUGAAUAUUCAACGACACGAAGUUUUAUUCGAAGAGAUACGAAAGAAAGUUGUUUUUCGCUCGUUCGAAUUUCUUUUUACGAUUUUUCUGUAAUCACUCGUGCUUAUUCCCUCUUCAAGAUCGAGCGUGCCAUUGUGAACGCGGCUUAAACGCUCGGACGAGAAGAAAGCCGAGGCAAGAAGGGUACCAGCGAGAACACGAAGCAAUUACUUUGCCCCUCCGUUUAAAUCGUUCGAGGAGGAGGUUUCGUUAUUACCUUUUUUGCGGGCAUUAAAGUCGGUCGCCUUAUUGGCAAGGCGCGUACGGUAAGCCGAUCUCUUUUCCCACGAUUAUUCCAUUCUCCGAUCGAUAAAAUCGAUCCCUAUUUUUCCCCACGCGAUCGUUGCAUCAACGAUCAUCAAUUGUCAUCAUUGCUCCGCCGAUUUAUCAUUCUUCCCUGAACGUAGCCGCGAAAGCCAAUCCCAAACCAUUUAAAUCGAUCGGCCGACGAUAGAAUCGAAGAUAGAUAGAUUUCGAUUUUCUCGAAAGAGUUUCCCGUGCGAUCAUGAUGAACAUAUGGAUCGGCGAUCCGGAUCAAUAUUUCCUCGGCAAGAGGAGUAAGGAUCCGCCUGCGAAGAUCAUCGGCUCGAGGGCAAUGGAUCACGCCGAUCUGCCGAACGUGGAACGAUUGAUACGGCCGGAAACGUAUGAGAUUUUCGGGGACUUGACCGUCGAGCGUAUCUUCGAAACCAGUUGUCACUCGAUGGUGCAGUGGAACGAGAAAGGCGAGAUCGUUUCGGGCAUCUGCAUCUGCAAUUAUCCGAACGUGCCUUCGGUGAUUCCGGAAGAUUGGGUGAAUUGGUUGUACAAGUUGUACAGGCCGCAACAAGUGUCGGAGAGGAACUCGAUGUUCGUGCAUAUGCUCGUCUGGGACAGCCGAUACACGGGCCACUUCUUCAAAAAACUCCUCUCCGGAUUGUUCGAUGUCACCUCGUAUUUGGAAUACAUACUCAUCGUGAUUCCUCCUCGAAUCAUUCUCGACGACAUUUUCGAGAAACAGAUGAUCAAGAUCCCGUUAAAUUCCGAGAAUGAUCAUCCCUCGUACCAGUCCAUCUAUAUGACCGAUCGUUUUCUGAAGAAACCAAGAUUAAAAAUUCGCCGAGUAGUGGAAGAGGACAACGACGACGUGGUGUCGAUCAUCGACGCGGAAACGCCACUGUUGAAAGAGUUUUACGGUGAAUUUUACGUGAGCGAGAUGAUUCGUAACCCGGACGGUUGUCGAAAAUUGAUCAUUUCCGAGGAGGACGACAAGGCGACCGGCGUGAUGUUCAUUAACAAGAACAUAGACGUGGACACGCUGAUCGACAAUUUCCAGUUGGUGCCGUACAACGGGCUUAAAAAGCCCCACAAGAAAGAUCUGCUCCCGGAGGAAUACAUGAGGCCCGACAGCGAGACGUUCUUCUCCUUUUUCAAGAAGAAAUCUUGGGAUAUCGAAUCGGAAGGAUCCUCCAUGAUAAUUUCCCCGGAAGAGAGCAUCGAAGAGGACGCGGAGGACGAGGCUACCGAUCAACUGGAGAUGAAGAAGCUGGAAGAUCCGUCGAUGAUAAGUUUCAUCAGUGAUCUUCCACGGAUAACUCGUCAAUUCAGCAUGUACUACGAGUCGAAAAUGGAGUCGAGCGCGUUCGUCGAGUCGUUGUUCCACGUUCCACGGCAGACGAUGGUCACCAGCAUAAUCGAGGACAUACAAUUGGAGAAGAUACAUAUACCCGAGCAGCCCGUUUACCACGGCCAAGUGAACGCGUUCGUCCUCGAGAUCUUCGCGAUGAAGCACAAGAUGAAACUUCGGGAAAGUAGGAAUUUCAUCGAGGCAGCGUUCGAGAGUUUUCCGGACUUGGAGUAUUGCGCGAUCCUUUUGCCCUCCAAUCACGUUUUCAUCCCUCUUCUCCAUCACUUCAUGCGAGUGCCUUCUAAGUGCAACAAAGAUUACCCAAUGAGUUUGUAUUUAACGCAUCGUGCCGCUCUCCUGGGCAUGAUAUCGGUCCACGUUGGCAAGCCUUUAGAUAAGCUGACAUUGAAGAAAUUUUUAAAAAGGAUUCGAAAAUCGGAGCACGUUCUGCGGGAUUUCGAUAAAGCGACGAUUAAGAAACAUCCGGACACGUAUUCCUACAUCUUCAAGUGGAACGACAAGAUCAUCGGUGUUAUAAUUAUUCGCGUUGAGGACGAGACCAUGUACAUCAAGCGACGUUAUCACAUCGAGGAUUACAUAGCGAUACAAAAUAUUCCGCCCAACGCUUACGCCCGUAUCCUCCACUUCAUCCUAAUGCCGAUCUUCUCCAUUCACACACCGUACAUUUUCAGCGAGAUUUCACGGCUGAGCGGCUUUUUCGUCUUCUACUAUCGGCUCGAGGAGAGGUCGUUGAGCAGUCUGACGCGUACGCAUCCCCUUCCGAUAUGCUUGACCGUGAUGAUCCCCGUGUAUCCUCGGCGAAGAAUAAAGUAUCGGUAUCAUAAUUUAGUCGAGACGGACAGGAAGCCUAAAAAGAAAACCGAAUCUUUCUCCCUUUUCCUGACUACGCCGAGAUUGUCCAUGAUGCUUGGUAAUAUCGUUGAUUCGAAGAUAGUCGUCGUGGGUGCCUCGGAUUGCGGUGUCGCGUUUGCCGAAGAACUUGCCCUCGGCUGCAAUUUCAUAAAAUUCGCGAACCUCACUUUGAUAUCGCCCAACGGUUUGCCUUUCGACAAUGAUCACAACGAUCUGAGCCAUCGAAUGAUACCGUUCACCGGCCGAUACUGCCGAAAAUAUCGUCGGGAGCUUCCCACGCGUGUCUGGGUCAACAUCGUGUACGGAACGGUUAUAACGAUUAACAGGAAGGAGAAAUACGUGACCGUGUUGCAUCAGGGAAAUAUCACGUACGAUUAUUUGAUUUUGACCUGCGGGAUGCAGUAUCAGAAGCCCAAGUUUCAGGAAGAAUUGGAACUCGAGAAGAAAGGAAGAAAAGUUAACACCAAGGAUGGAUGGAAUGUUUCUUUACGAUUGAUCGAAUUUUCUGAUUUACCUUUAGAGACUAUCAUAUUUUACGGGCACAACAUAAACUGCUACUGCGCUCUCCAAGGGUUGCUAGAAUUCGGAGUGGACGGCUCUUGGAUCACGUUGAUCCAUCCACCGUUGACCGAGUGCUCGUCCCACGAUGAGGCGUUCUUCAGCGAUUGCGAAGUUUACACCGAAGUGAUGGAGGCGAUCACGAGGAACAACAUCACAAUAAUCAUGGGAUGGGAAUUGAUUAAUUGGAAGUUGGAGGACACGUCGAAGGGUAAAAUGAUCGAAUCGAUCGUCAUAAAGUCGAAGGGCAAGAGCGAAACGAUCAGUUGCGACUUUUUGAUAAAUUUUAACGAAAAGACCAUCGGCAUGAAGAUAUUCCUGGCGAUCUGUAGAUCCGGCUUGAUGUUCGACGGCCAAUUGGUCAUAGACUCAGACUUGAGAACCAACGAUCCCUCGAUCUUCGCUGCUGGAACCAUAACCAAGUAUUGCAGAAGGUAUUACAGCGACUCUUGGGAGCACAAAUACUUCAACAGAAUGGAGAUCGGUGAAAAAUUGGCGAAAAUCAUUCGAUCGUUCAUCGAAAACGAGCAUCAAGGCAAGGAUCCAGCUUCCAUACCGUCGAAACGCAAAGCGUACGAAUCGAUAUACGUGUUCCGAUUACCAUUGAUAGUGGCCUGCAUCGUGCCUGAUGGUUAUCGAUUUCUUUACGUACGAAAAUGCGGGAAAGGCACGCCGCGCAAGAUCGCGAUUCGUUUCAAUAUUUACGGUCAAGUGUUGAUCACGGGAUGCUCCAAAAGCAGUAUCGGUUACUUUCGGAUAAGAUUGAAUCAGUUCAACAUGGUCGAGACGAUAACCUGUUUCAACAGAAAGAAUUUCGAAGUGGAUCAUAUGUGCUCGUUGUGGGGGAAACACGAGAGCAUGUUGAACAAUUUAAAGACGCGAUUCAAAGAAUCACUGAUCGUGGACUUUUUCGAAUACUUUCGGGAACCGUGGGCCCUGGCUAUAUUUUACGAUAAAUUCAACUGUCUUCGGGUGGAGAAUCGUGCCACGCUCUUGUCGAAAACGGCGAUAUCCGGCCAAUCUUUGAUUAACGAUUGCGUGCAUGCUCUAAUACGGUCGAAAUGGGACCAGAUACAAAAGAGCGAUCUUCAAACCAUCCAAUCGAGAUUCGCUGGUUCCGUGUAUCAGCAAGAGAUCGAGGAGAAUCUGCUCGAUUUUCUGCAAUUCUGCCAAGAUGAUCUGCCCGUGUAUUGCACGCCCGAUAGAUUGAACGAAUUGUAUGAAGACAACAAGAAUAGCCGGCUGUACAACGUAUUCUAAACUCUUGAGCAACCUAACCUUGUCACACCUAAUUUCUAUAUAUAUAUAUAUAUAUAUAUAUAUAUUUAUAUAUUUUCUUCUUCUUCUUCCUCUUCUCGUACGAGAUCAAAAUAAAGAAUCGCGAAACGAGGUUCCAAGUAUUGUUUUAUACCUCUAUAAUUUUACGCCAUGCCAUUUUCGAUCGAGACGCGACGGUUUUCGCACAAAAGACCACAACGAGCGCAUGUGGCGACUGCGUCGCGUUACACGUGCACGCAUGCGUGUGUACGAACGUUACCGACUUUUAAUAAACGAGUUCCCGAUCCGAGCCCUCGAUCGUUCCAUCCGCGCCUAUUUACUCGGCAUGCGAUCCGAUCUGUGGGUCAAGUUUAACAUUCCGCCGUGCUGCUCCAUAAACAUACGGCUCAAGGCAGCGUCUACUUGCCGCCUACGCAUCGUGAAACAACAAACACGCCGUCACUGAAACGUCGUGGCUUGCUUGUUUAAACGCAGUAUUCUCUCUCUCUCUCUCUUUCUUUCUCUCGCUUUCUUAUCGUUGAGAGAUCGAGAUUGAUGAUUUUGAUGCUCUUUUUUGGAGAACGAGAAUCAUUUGAUCUCGAAGAGAAAGCGUCGCUUAGAGAAAGAGGAAUCGAUCGAGCUGUGAAUAGUUCCACGUGACGUGAAAAUACAUAACCGUGCCUCGUUGUUUGUUAUUAAAUAUAUACGAAUA